Drosophila biarmipes is the source of this 1080-nucleotide messenger RNA. RefSeq names its product sodium/potassium-transporting ATPase subunit beta. Gene Ontology annotation, biological process: intracellular sodium ion homeostasis; sodium ion export across plasma membrane; potassium ion import across plasma membrane. Gene Ontology annotation, molecular function: ATPase activator activity. The coding region runs from base 63 to 1010 and encodes 315 amino acids. The record is from RefSeq and is a predicted model, not a curated record. Gene Ontology annotation, cellular component: sodium:potassium-exchanging ATPase complex. NCBI's taxonomy places the organism in Eukaryota, Metazoa, Arthropoda, Insecta, Diptera, Drosophilidae. The transcript has a single exon.
CCAAAAACCUCAAGGUUAUAAAGACUGUUAAACAAAAGGAUUUAAGGAACACAUUCUCAUUCAUGCCAAACGAGGCCAUAGUGUACUCUGGACCCUACGAAGUCGAACGACUUCGCCGGCGCAGGGAUCGACGAGUGCAGGAGUACCUCUUCAGGCGCUCCAUUCGCACCCAUGUCGCGAUGCCCGACAUGACCCCGUGCCGCAUAGCCAAGCUGGUGCUGUACUUCAUCGUCUUCUUCGUGGUGCUCGCGGCUUUCACAGGCGGAAUGGCCCUGCUGGUGAUGGCUUACCACAUACCGCCUGAUAUGCCGGGCUGCAAAAAGUUCCCCGGACUUAGCUCGGUGCCUGGAAAGUGGAAAGGCGACGUGAAGCAUAUCUUGUGGGGCGAUGCGAACCAGAAGCAGUUGGGCGCUAUUCGACGACAGAUGUCCCGAGCGGUGGAACGCUAUGGCCUCGAGGGCCAGAGGCGCCUGAUGCCCUGCAACCUGGACGACUCCUGGGGCUAUGCCACCGGCAAGCCGUGCAUCCUGCUGAAGCUCACCCAGGCUCUGGGCUUCGAGGCGAUCACCUAUGAUCACGGCAUCGACCUGCCCGAUGACGCGCCGGAUGAGCUGUACAACUACCUGUCGGAUCUGGGCACGGAGGCUCGCACGAACCGCAUCUGGGUGCACUGCAGUUUCAAGAAGGAAGAGGGAUUGGACAUUCACAUCGAGUAUGUGCCAGAGCGCUUUUUCGACUCGGAACACUUGUUUACCGCGAGGAAUGUCUUUCUGAAUCGCUCGUCGGACGACGAGACCAGCACUUACGAAGAGGAUCCCAGCCUUAGGCGUAUCAUAGGGGUCCAGUUCGCGCACAUACCGUCCAACAGGGACAUCUAUAUUCGUUGCCAGGUGUGGGCCAAGAACAUCCCGUUCUACAUGGGCACCGUCAGGUUUCAUGUUCGUCGCACGGCGCCCGUUCACCCAACCACUCCCUUGGUCCUAGACGAGUGGUACGAAAAAAACCUCUAACAACAGUGUUUGAUUUCAUUUGAUAUAACGAAUUACCCGGAUGUCAAUAAACUGACUGUUAUAUAUGCAA